AUGGAAGGCCAUGAAGAUGCGAGGUGCAGCAGCAACGGCAGCAACAGCAACAGCUGCAGCAGCAAAGGGCAGAGGCAAUGCAGCAGCAUCCCAGCUCCGCUUGCGGGUCUGCUAGCGCAGCAAUGCGGCAGCAGUGAGCUGCAGCAGCUGCUGCAGCAGCAGCUGCAGCAGCAGGAGAAGCUGCCUCGUUACUUUUGCUGCUUCUACCCUCCCCCUGCCUUCAAUCGAAGGGGCUUGGCUUCUCUGGCGCAGCAGCAGGCUGUUAUCACCUGCACUUGCAGCAGCAGCAGCAGCAGCAGCAGCAGCAGCGAAGAACAAUGUGCUGCAUGCAUGUUGAGGUAUAUUGAGAGUCUUCGCCCCAGCAGCUUCCGCUCUCGCUUCUCUCAGGCAGCCUGUCCGCUGCACCUGAAGGAUCCUGCUGCUGCUGCUGCUGCUGCUGCUGCUGCUGCUGCUGCUGAUUGCUCUGGGGUAGCGGCUGCUGCGGCGUAUGCGAAGAUAUACGGGGAAUACUUGCAGCGGGUGCUGCUGCUGCUACAGAAAGACAUGCAGCUGCAGCAGCCUCCUCUGCUGCAGCAGUGGCUGCCGAGCAGCUUACUAGGAGCUGCAGCGCAACACCUGACCAGCAGCAGCAGCAGCAGCAGCAACAGCAGCAGCAGCAGCAGCAGUUAUUGCUGCAGCUGCUGGGUGGAGUCUCCUUGUUAUUUUCCUGCUGUUUUUUCUUUACCUGCUGAUUCUCGCUUCCCUGGGUCUCAGGUGUAUAGGCAGCAGCUGCUACAUCCAUUUGAUGCUGCUUCUGCUGCUGCUGCUGCUGCGCUGCGGCCGAAGCCUGGAAACAAAUGUCUCGACUUGUGCUGCGCCCCCGGCAACAAGUUGCUGCUGCUUGCUGCUGCUGUUUCUCCAGACUCCGCAGCAGCAGCAGCAGCAGCAGCAACAACAGCAACACCAGCAGCAGCAACAGCAGCAGCAGCAGCAGCAGCAGCAGCAGCAGAAGGGGCAGUGGUUGGUGUUGAUAUAAGUGCAAAGCGAAUGGAAGUGUGCAGGCGUCUUCUUAGAAAAAAUGCGUGCAGCAGCGGCCUCCUUGUCCUCUGUGAUGCUCGCAACUUCGGCAGCAGCACUUGCUGCCUCUGCAGCAGCAGCAGCAGCAGCAGCAGCGGCAGCGGCAGCAGCAGCAGCAGCAGCAGUUGCAGUGGCCAGAACAAUGACGGCAGCAGCAAAGGUUCGCAGUCUGCCGAUACAGCCUCUGCAGGGGCAGCAGCAACUGCAGCAGCAACUGCAGCAGCAACUGCAGCAGCAACUGCAGCAGCAACUGCAGCAGCAGCAACUGCACAAGCAAAUAAACGAAUGAAGAAAGGGAGGCUGUCAAGAAAGAAAGAGAGGAGGCGACAAGAGGCUCAUGAAGUCCCCCUCAUCUCUUUCUUAGAGCAUUUCAACAGCAGCAGCAGCAGCAGCAGCAGCAACAGCAGCAGCAGCAACAGCAACACCAGCAACAGCCCCAGCAACAGCAACAACAGCAGCAGCAGCGACAGCACCAUCAUGGGCAACCAUAUCAUCAGCAACGGCACCAGCAGCAGCACCAGCAGCAACAGCAGCAACACCAGCAGCAGCAGCAGCAACAGCAACAGCAGCAGCAGCAGCAGAUCAGCCGCAGCAGCUGCAGAAUAUGAUCGAGUGCUGCUAGAUGUACAGUGUACGCACGAUGCAAGCACAAGACACCUCGGGCGCUUCCGACAAGCCAUCCAGCAGCAGCAGCAGCAGCAGCAGGAGCAGCAGCAACAGCAGCAGCAGCAACAGCUGCAGCAGGAACUUCUGCAGGAACGACAGCAGCAGCAACAGCAGCAGCAUCAGCAGCAGCAGCAGGAAGCGUCGGUUGGAGUAUCCUCUGAAGAGACUGCAGCGCAUGCAGCUGAGGAGCUGCAGCAGCUGCAGCAGCUGCAGCAGCAGCUGCUGCAGCGUGCAUACGAGUUAGUUGCUCCUGGGGGUCUUUUGGUGUACAGCAGCUGCAGCAACGACCCGCAGCAGAACGAAGGCAUUGUGCUGCAGCUGCUGCAGCAGCAGCAGGGGGCCCUGCUCUACCCUCUCCCUUGCAGGGGUCUCCUUUAUACAAACACAAACGCAGCAGCAGGGGCCCCCAAUGGGGUUAUACAAAGGGGUUCAAACGAAUUACCAAAUGGAGUGGCUCAGAUAGCGGGGCCCCCAGGGGCCCCUAGCAGGGGGCCCCCAGGGGCCCCUAGUAGUGGGCCCCCAGGGGCCCCUAGUAGUGGGCCCCCAGGGGCCCCUUGUUGGGGCCCCCAAGAGGCCCAUAGUAAGGGGGCCCCAGGGGCCCAUAGUAAGGGGGCCCCAGAGGCCCAUAGUGGGGGGCCCCCAGGGGAACCUAGUUGGGGGCCCCCCUUAACCUUGACAGAUGAUAUCAGUAAGGGGCCCUUAGGGCCCCCUUGCGCAGCAGCAACAUUGGCGAAGGGUACAGGGAAAGGGGAGGCUACAGGGGCCCCCAAUAGGGGGGCCCCCAAGGAAGGAGGGGCCCCCAAAGGGGGCGGUUUCAAUGAGGUGGGGGCCCCCAGUAAGGGGGGCCCCCAGCCUGUAUGCCCCGUUAUAGGGGGCCCCUGUCGAGGGUUCGUUGAUGCGUUUGAGUUCCUAGAAAACCAUGCUGUCUGGCCGGCGAGGCCCUCAGCAUUAGAAAGCAUGCACGACCUGCCUAGACACCCCAGCUGCUGGAGCAGCAGCAACAGCAGCAGCAGCAGCAGCAGCUGCAGUAUAGGGCUGCCCAGAGCCAGCAGCUGCAGGUUCCCUGCUGAGGAGGGGCAAACAAGCGGCAUUUUUAUUUGUUGUAUAGCGAAGCCUCUAAACCCUAAACCCUAA
Eimeria acervulina is the source of this 2856-nucleotide messenger RNA. RefSeq lists its product as hypothetical. Lineage: Eukaryota; Apicomplexa; Conoidasida; Eucoccidiorida; Eimeriidae. Bases 1 to 2856 code for a protein of 951 amino acids. The record is from RefSeq and is a predicted model, not a curated record. The transcript has a single exon. Gene Ontology annotation, molecular function: methyltransferase activity. Gene Ontology annotation, biological process: RNA methylation.